ACCACCCGCACCCCGCCAUGGUGCCCAGGCCGUUCCGACCCAUGCCGCCGGAGGACGACGGCGUCGUGGACGACCCCAAGGUCACCCUGGAGAGCAAGGAGCUGUGGGAGAAGUUCCACAAGCUGGGCACCGAGAUGGUCAUCACCAAGAGUGGCCGGCGUAUGUUCCCCGCCUACAAGGUGCGGGUGACCGGCCUGGACAAGAAGGCCAAGUACAUCAUGCUGAUGGACAUCGUGGCGUCGGACGACUGCAGAUACAAGUUCCACAACAGCCGGUGGAUGGUGGCGGGCAAGGCGGACCCGGAGAUGCCCAAGCGGAUGUACAUCCACCCGGACUCGCCGCUCACGGGGGAGCAGUGGAUGCAGAAGCUCGUCAGCUUCCACAAGCUCAAGCUCACCAACAACAUCUCCGACAAGCACGGCUACAUGCCUCAGACGAUCCUGAACUCAAUGCACAAGUACCAGCCCCGCUUCCACCUGGUGCGGGGCCACGACGUCCUCAAGCUGGCCUACAGCACCUUCAGGACGUACGUCUUCAAGGAGACCGAGUUCAUCGCCGUCACGGCCUACCAAAACGAGAAGAUCACGCAGCUCAAGAUCGACCACAACCCGUUCGCCAAGGGCUUCCGGGACACUGGCGCCGGCAAGAGAGAGAAGAAGCAGUCCUUGCUGGCGCAGAGGGUGACGGAGGACAUGAAGGGUGGCCCCAGGCCGGACUCGACGGGCGCCCACCUGUCCCCGUCCUCCGUGCCGCUGGCCGGGGUGGCCGGGGUGCCGCUG
Thrips palmi is the source of this 779-nucleotide messenger RNA. Its product is annotated as T-box transcription factor TBX3-like. Lineage: Eukaryota; Metazoa; Arthropoda; Insecta; Thysanoptera; Thripidae. Gene Ontology annotation, molecular function: RNA polymerase II cis-regulatory region sequence-specific DNA binding; DNA-binding transcription factor activity, RNA polymerase II-specific. The annotation marks the transcript as partial. The record is from RefSeq and is a predicted model, not a curated record. The transcript has 7 exons. Gene Ontology annotation, biological process: positive regulation of DNA-templated transcription; cell fate specification; regulation of transcription by RNA polymerase II. Gene Ontology annotation, cellular component: nucleus.